Colletotrichum tamarilloi is the source of this 1776-nucleotide messenger RNA. Its product is annotated as glycosyl hydrolase family 47. Gene Ontology annotation, biological process: mannose trimming involved in glycoprotein ERAD pathway; carbohydrate metabolic process. Gene Ontology annotation, molecular function: mannosyl-oligosaccharide 1,2-alpha-mannosidase activity; calcium ion binding. NCBI's taxonomy places the organism in Eukaryota, Fungi, Ascomycota, Sordariomycetes, Glomerellales, Glomerellaceae. The transcript is spliced from 2 exons. Gene Ontology annotation, cellular component: endoplasmic reticulum; membrane. Bases 1 to 1776 code for a protein of 591 amino acids. The record is from RefSeq and is a predicted model, not a curated record.
AUGGGGAGGACAUCAUACCGCUGGACGCGGGUGCGCUCCAUCGUCCUCACCCUCAUCACAAUAACAUGUGUCAUCUACAUCCUCGACACAACAUGGCUACACCCGCGCACAGAAACAGCUAUGCUGGAACGCUUCAUGAACACAGAAAGCCUCGUUCGGCAACCGGCGACACCAAAGUCUAGCUUCGACUGGUCCGCCGUCGACCUAAAGUACCCGCCUCAAGACCCGCUCACCCGCGUCCCGAACGGCGGCCGCGGCUCCCUGCCCCGUGUGCAACACCGAUUCGCCUCCGAGUCCCUCUCCGCUUCCCGGCGCCGGGAAGCCCGCCGGCAAGAAGUCCGGCGCCUCUUCCAAAAGAACUGGGCGAAUUACAGAGAGUAUGCCUGGAUGAAGGAUGCUCUCAACCCCAUCUCGGCCACCGCAAAGGACCAGUUCUCCGGCUGGGCCGCCACCCUCGUCGACUCCCUCGACGUCCUGUGGAUCAUGGGCCUCAAGCCGGAAUUCGAGGAGGCUGUCGCGGCCGUCGCGAAGAUUGACUUUAGCAUCUCCACGUCGGACCGCGUCAACACCUUUGAGACAAACAUCCGCUACCUCGGCGGUCUCAUGGCCGCCUACGACCUCAGCGGGCGCCGCGUCCUCCUCGACAAGGCUACCGAGCUCGGUGAUCUGCUGUAUGGCGCCUUCAACACAGAGCACCGCAUGCCGGUAGACUUUAUCAACUUCAACGACGCAAAGUCAGGCAAGGGCCUCAUCGUCGAGGGCUCCGUCGUCUCCGCGUCACCGGGCACCUUAUCCCUCGAGAUGACGCGCCUGUCCCAACUCACCGGCAAUCCAAAGUACUACGACGCCGCCGCCAAAGUCAUGGACCUCUUCCACGACGGCCAGCAAAAGACUAAACUCCCUGGCAUGUGGCCCAUGUUCGUCCACAUGGCCGACCGUGACGUCGUCACGGGCUCAACCUUUACUAUCGGCGGCUGCGCCGACUCGCUCUACGAAUACCUCCCCAAGAUGAUCGCCCUCCUCAACGGUGCGGAACCAAAAUACCGCACCAUGACGGAGAACUUCCUCAAAGCAGCCAAUGAGUCCCUCUUCUUCCGACCCAUGCUUCCCGGCGGCGAAAACGUCCUCAUCUCGGGCAACGUCGACGUCGACGCAGGCGGAACCCGCUCCCUCGACCCGGAAAGCGAGCACCUGUCCUGCUUCAUCGGCGGCAUUUACGCCCUUGCCGGUCGCGUGCUGGGCAAAGAAGAGUGGGUCACCGUCGGCGCGCGGCUGACGCUGGGGUGCUACUACGCCUACCAGGCCAUGCCGACGGGCAUGAUGCCGGAGCGGUACAACAUGGUCAAGUGCGACCGUCGUGACGCGUGCGUGUGGGACGAAGACAAGUGGGACGCGGCGAAGAAGUUGAAGACGGAGUAUAAGGAGCACUUGCCCAAGGGCUUCACUACGGCCAAGGACCCGCGGUAUAUCCUCCGGCCCGAGGCGAUUGAGAGUGUCUUUGUGCUCUACCGCAUCACGGGCGACCAGGGAUUCCAAGAGGCGGCCUGGGAGAUGUGGAAGGCUGUGAGUAACGGGACGCUCGUCGAGCACGGCAAUGCUGCGGUGUUGGAUGUUACGCAGAAGCAGGAUCCGCUGCCUAAGGAAGAUUACAUGGAGAGUUUCUGGCUGGCGGAGACACUGAAAUAUUUCUACCUCGUCUUCUCACCGCCCGACCUCAUCAGCCUCGACGACUAUGUGCUGAACACAGAAGCGCACCCCUUCCGGAGGCACCUUUGA